GUGGCCGUCUUCUCGGCGCGCCGGUGGGAGUAUUCUCGAGGCGCCGGAAGUCCGUAGCACGUGACCGGGUGACAGUGCUCGCUGGCUCUAGGGCUCGCUGUAGGUGCUCCUGCACGGGAUGGCGGAGGCACCUCCUGUCUCAGGUACUUUUAAAUUCAAUACAGAUGCUGCUGAGUUUGUUCCUCAGGAGAGAAAAAAUUCUGGUCUCAAUUGUGGGACUCAAAGGAGACUAGACUCUAGUAAGACUGGUAGAAGAAAUUAUAAUUCACCACCUCCCUGUCACGUUUCCAGGCAAGUUCCUUAUGAUGACAUCUUUCCUGUUCAUCAGCAUAGUUAUCCUUCUGGAAACAAACCUAAAAGUCAACAGAAUUCUUUCCAGUCAUCUGCUUCUAAUAAAUCACCCAAGAACCAUGGCCUUCAGAAUCAACUUUGGCAAAAAUCAAAGAGUGAAAAGCAACAUAUCAGAGUAAAGAAAGUACAAGGUGUCACUGAGCAGAACUCAGAUACAACUGAUAUAGAAAGUGUGUUGAGAUCAGAGAAUGGGACAAAUCCCAGAGAGCAUAGUCCUUCUGAGAGUGAGAAGGAAGUUGUCAGUGCAGAUCCCAGGGGAGCGAAACCAAAAAAGACAACACAGUUUAUAUACAACCAUGGUAGAGGACCAAAAGUCAAGGGGAAACUCAGAUGUGAAUGGAGUGGCAAAGUAACUCCAAAACCUGAGGAUGCCAGACCUGAAAAUACCAAACCUGUGGGGAUUUCCCACCCUGACUCUUUAGAUGCAUCCAUUAGAAAAGGAGUAUUGGAUGGGUAUGGGGCUAGAAGGAAUGAACAGAGAAGAUACCCACAGAAAAGACCACCGUGGGAAGUUGAGGGGGCUAGGCCAAGACCAGGCAGGAAUCCACCAAAACAGGAAAGCCAACGACAUAUGAACACAGGACCCAAGAACAACAUGGUCCCGGUUCUGAAAGAUAAGCUCAGUGAAAGACCAGCAAAAUCUGCCUGUGAUAGUGGGAACCUGGCAGUUGUCAGCAAGUCUUCCAGAAGAGCUGACCAAGAAAAAUGCACCGUAAGGAGGCAGGAUCCUCACGUAGUAUCUCCUUUCCCCCGAGGCAAGCAGAACCAUGUGCUAAAGAAUGUGGAAACGCACACAGGCUCUCUAAUUGAACAGCUAACUACAGAAAAAUAUGAGUGCAUGGUGUGCUGCGAAUUGGUUCGUGUCACAGCCCCAGUGUGGAGUUGUCAAAGCUGUUAUCAUGUGUUUCAUUUGAACUGCAUAAAGAAGUGGGCAAGGUCUCCAGCAUCUCAAGCAGAUGGCCAGAGUGGUUGGAGGUGCCCUGCCUGUCAGAAUGUUUCCGCACAUGUUCCUAAUACCUACACUUGUUUUUGUGGCAAGGUAAAGAAUCCCGAAUGGAGCCGGAAUGAAAUUCCACAUAGCUGUGGUGAGGUUUGUAGAAAGAAACAGCCUGGCCAGGACUGCCCACACUCCUGUAACCUUCUCUGCCAUCCCGGACCCUGCCCACCCUGCCCUGCCUUUAUGACUAAAACAUGUGAAUGUGGACGAACCAGGCACACAGUUCGCUGUGGCCAGGCCAUCUCAGUCCACUGUUCUAGCCCAUGUGAGAAUGUUCUGAACUGUGGUCAGCAUCACUGUGCUGAGCUAUGCCAUGCGGGUGAGUGCCAGCCAUGCCGGAUCAUACUGAACCAGGUAUGCUACUGUGGCAGCACCUCCCGAGAUGUGUUAUGUGGAACAGACAUAGGAAAAUCUGAUGGAUUCGGGGACUUUGGCUGUUUAAAGAUCUGUGGCAAGGACUUGAAAUGUGGGAACCAUACAUGUUCUCAAGUGUGCCAUCCUCAGCCUUGCCAGCUAUGUCCACGCCUCCCCCAGCUGGUGCGCUGUUGCCCUUGUGGCCAAACUCCUCUCAGCCAGUUGCUAGAACUUGGAAGUAGUAGUCGGAAAACAUGCAUGGAUCCUGUCCCAUCCUGUGGAAAAGUGUGCGGCAAACCCCUGCCUUGUGGUUCCUUAGAUUUCAUUCAUACCUGUGAAAAGCUCUGCCAUGAAGGAGACUGUGGACCAUGCUCUCGCACAUCAGUUAUUUCCUGCAGAUGUUCUUCUAGAACAAAGGAGCUUCCAUGUACCAGUCUCAAAAGUGAAGAUGCUACAUUUAUGUGUGACAAGCGGUGUAACAAGAAACGGUUAUGUGGACGGCAUAAAUGUAACGAGAUAUGCUGUGUGGAUAAGGAGCACAAGUGUCCUUUGAUUUGUGGGAGGAAACUCCGCUGUGGCCUUCAUCGAUGUGAAGAACCAUGUCAUCGUGGGAACUGUCAAACAUGCUGGCAAGCCAGUUUUGAUGAGUUAACCUGCCACUGUGGUGCAUCAGUGAUCUACCCUCCUGUUCCCUGUGGUACUAGACCCCCUGAGUGUACCCAAACCUGUGCCAGAAUCCAUGAAUGUGACCAUCCAGUGUACCAUUCUUGUCAUAGUGAGGAGAAAUGUCCUCCUUGUACUUUCCUGACUCAGAAGUGGUGCAUGGGCAAGCAUGAGUUACGAAGCAACAUCCCCUGUCACCUGGUUGAUAUCUCUUGCGGAUUACCCUGCAGUGCCAUGCUACCAUGUGGAAUACACAAGUGCCAAAGACUCUGUCACAAAGGAGAUUGUUUUGUGGAUGAGGCCUGCAAGCAGCCCUGCACCACCCCCAGAGCUGACUGUGGCCACCCCUGUAUGGCGCCCUGCCACCCUACCUUGCCCUGCCCUUUGACUGCUUGUAAAGCCAAGGUAGAGCUACAGUGUGAAUGUGGACGGAGAAAAGAGAUGGUGAUUUGCUCUGAAGCAUCCAGUACUUAUCAAAGAAUCGCUGCUAUUUCCAUGGCUUCUAAAAUAACAGACAUGCAGCUUGGAGAUACAGUGGAGAUCAGCAAGUUAAUUACCAAAAAGGAAGUUCACCAAGCCAGGCUGGAAUGUGAUGAGGAGUGUUCAGCCUUGGAAAGGAAAAAGAGGUUAGCAGAGGCAUUUGAUAUCAGUGAUGAUUCUGAUCCUUUCAAUAUACGUUCUUCAGGAUCAAAAUUCAGUGAUAGUUUGAAAGAUGAAGCCAGGAAGGACUUGAAGUUUGUCAGUGACAUCGAAAAGGAAAUGGAAACGCUUGUGGAGGCUGUGAAUAAGGGAAAGAAUAGUAAGAAAAGCCACUGCUUCCCUCCCAUGAAUAGAGAUCACCGCCGGCUCAUCCACGACCUGGCCCAAGUUUAUGGCCUGGAGAGUGUGAGCUAUGACAGUGAACCAAAGCGCAAUGUCGUCAUCACUGCUGUCAGAGGGAGGUCCAUUUGUCCUCCUACCACAUUGACAGUUGUGCUUGAAAGAGAAAUGCAGACACGGCCUCCGCCACCAAUUCCUCAUCACAGACAUCAGACAGACAGGAGUCCUGGGAGCAGUAAUUUACAGAAAAUAACCAAGGAGCCAAUAAUUGACUACUUUGAUGUCCAGGACUGAGAAGAUCAUGAUGCACUUAGAUAAAAGAAUAAUUAGGUGUAGUGGAGACUCAUUUGCCAGCAGAUAAAUCAUGCUCAUUCCCCACCACCUGAUGGAAUCACAGCCUCACAUGUCUUGUACUGAUACAUCCAAAGCAUGAUUGUAUCAUAAAUCCCCUUGUCUAUUUCUGUCUAUAUAAAAUGUUUCAGUAUGGCCAGA
Tupaia belangeri chinensis (Chinese tree shrew) is the source of this 3676-nucleotide messenger RNA. It is a transcript of the gene NFX1, whose product is annotated as nuclear transcription factor, X-box binding 1. NCBI's taxonomy places the organism in Eukaryota, Metazoa, Chordata, Mammalia, Scandentia, Tupaiidae. Gene Ontology annotation, cellular component: nucleus. The transcript is spliced from 24 exons. Gene Ontology annotation, biological process: negative regulation of transcription by RNA polymerase II. The record is from RefSeq and is a predicted model, not a curated record. Gene Ontology annotation, molecular function: RNA polymerase II transcription regulatory region sequence-specific DNA binding; DNA-binding transcription factor activity, RNA polymerase II-specific; zinc ion binding. Bases 119 to 3478 code for a protein of 1119 amino acids.